GUUUAGAAACCCCACCCUCCGCACGGACUGUCAGCGCACACGUACGAGUGGUUCGAGGUCCUGACGAGUGAGCACCGACCUACGGACAGGAGCGUGAUGAGACGCGCUGAUGGAGGCACAGUUCCGGUGAACCACCGACUGUAACAGCGGGACCACCGGGCGGCACCAGGCCACGCGCUCAACUCCGACGAGGAACUAACGGAACCUGUUUUUUCUUUCAUGCGCGCUGCUCCCUGGGAAGUGGAGCCGAGCAGGUUUGCUGCGCUCUUCCUGUUACUAAACUAAACUACUUUUUUUUUUUUUUUUACUUUUUAUAAAACCGCAGCUCGUUGCGUGCUUUCUUGUAAUCAUGGAUACACACGCGCACUGGGAUGCGGGAGCGCAGCAGAGUUGCGGGCAGACGCGGUUAUUGGAGGUUUGGGUUUAACGCGGACUGGCCCUGAAACUUGUCGUAAAACUCUGGUUGGCCGGACUGAAUGCUCCUUUCCUGCUAUUCUUCUCCGCUUCUCAGCGCUUCCUGCUUGUGGUGGCCACUGCACUUAAUGGCUAAAAAUACAUAAAACUCAAAAUGGACAACCCAACGCUGUGGGAAUCUUAAUCUGGAAGUUGCAGCAAUCUAAGUACUUCCCAACAAGCUUUGGGCUACUUUAUUUUCGUCUUUAUACUUUUGGUCCUCAUAAUCUCAACUCAACAGGUGGCAAUUUUUGCAUGAGGUAUGCCACUGGCAUAUUUGCCCAUAGUGAGGUGAUUCAGAAGCCUCUGAAGUACAGGCCGGUGAAAUGAUAAUGUGCUCAAACCAUGUGUUGGGGAAACCACACACCACAUCACUCACACAGAGAGAAAUUCAGUGGCGAGCGACCAUGCUGCCUUUCUGAGCUUUGAUCCACUGCAAGAAAACAAGAGCGGUCUCUCGGCUGGUUCUGCAUUUUCAAAUGUAGAGGUUUGCAACUCACGUGAAGACGAAUGAAAGACACUUGCUGUUCAGUUCUCUCUGAAUCCUCUCCUGUAGCCCACUUGUCGGUCAAGCGCUUGAAUACAUUUCACUGGUCCCUGAUGAACCAACAAGAAAGACAGGAAAGGGAGCGAGGUUCAAUAAAGUACUCCUUUGUACUUUAUUUUCAAACCCUUCGGGUGCAAAAUCGGAUCCAGUCAAAACAUCUGCGUGAGGCUCCAUGGAGCCACUGAAGAACAUAUUCAGCCGUAGCUCACUGACGAACUGGAAAAAUUUGGAUCAAUCACAAAAAGGGAACUUCACCAAUCCCGUGUGGACAGCCUUAUUCGACUAUGAGGCGUCCUGUAAAGAUGAGCUCACCUUGCGCAAAGGUGACCUGGUGGAGGUCCUCUCUCUGGACUCUGAGAUAUCAGGGGACGAGGGCUGGUGGGCGGGCAAGGUCAACAACAAGGUGGGCAUCUUCCCGUCUAACUAUGGCUCCUUCAAGCCAAGUGGAUACGGGAAACUUCCAGUUAGUGGCGUUGUCAGCGAGCUCGGCCCGGCCGUGGUGGGCGAGUUCGAACCUGAUGUGCUGGAUUUCCGGGAGCUGAGCCUGGAGGAGGUCAUUGGCGUCGGUGGCUUCGGGAAGGUUUAUCGUGGUGUAUGGAGAGGCGGGCUGGUGGCCGUGAAGGCAGCACGCCAGGACCCCGACGAGGACAUCAGUGUGACGGCCCAGAAUGUGAGGGCGGAGGCCCGUCUGUUCGCCAUGCUCACGCACCCGAACAUCAUUGCCCUGAAAGGUGUCUGCCUGGAGGAGCCCAACCUGUGCCUCAUCAUGGAGUAUGCAUCAGGUGGCCCGCUGAGCCGAGCGCUGGCAGGGCGUCGCAUCCCGCCGCACGUCCUGGUCAACUGGGCCGUGCAGAUUGCCAAAGGGAUGUUGUACCUGCACAGCGAGGCCAUUGUCCCCGUCAUCCACCGAGAUCUCAAGUCCAACAACAUUCUCCUGGCUCAGCCCAUAGAGAACGAGUGCAUGGAGGGUCUGACGUUGAAGAUCACCGACUUUGGCCUGGCGAGGGAGUGGCAUAAGACCACCAAGAUGAGCACCGCCGGCACCUACGCCUGGAUGGCCCCGGAGGUCAUCAAGUCCUCCACCUUCUCCAAGGGCAGCGACGUCUGGAGCUAUGGUGUUCUGCUGUGGGAGCUGCUAACAGGAGAGUCCCCGUACAAAGGAAUUGACGGACUCGCUGUCGCCUACGGAGUCGCCGUCAACAAGCUGACGCUGCCCAUCCCUUCCACGUGCCCCGAACCCUUCGCUCAGCUCAUGUCAGAGUGCUGGGACCAGGACCCCCACCUGAGACCCGACUUCUGCUCCAUCCUGGCCCAGCUGACGGCGCUGGAGCAGCAGGUGAAGGAAGAGAUGCCACAGGACUCCUUCCACUCCCUGCAGGAGGACUGGAAACUGGAGAUCAAGGACAUGUUUGAUGAACUCCGGGCUAAAGAGAAGGAGCUGCGGUGCCGCGAGGAGGAGCUGAAGCGAGCGGCUCUGGAGCAGAAGUCCCAUGAAGAGUUCCUGCGGCAGCGCGAGCAGCAGCUGGCCCAGUGGGAGCAGGACGUGUUCGAGCGCGAACUCAGCCUCCUCAUCCACCACCUGAACCAGAACCAGGAGAAGCCCAACGUCAAGAAGAGGAAGGGCACCUUCAAGAAGCACAAGCUCAAGAGCAAGAACGGCGAGAAGAUCAGCAUGCCCCAAGACUUCAUCCAUAAGAUUACAGUGCAAGCAUCCCCCGGCCUGGAGAAGAGGCGGAACUCUCCUGAUCUGGGUUCAGGCUCCUCGCCCUCCUUCGGCCCACGUUUCCGUGCGAUCCAACUCAGUCCCAGUGACAACAGCAGGUCGUUCGGGCUGAGCCCAGUCUGGCCUCUCGAGGCGUCCUCUCUCAAACAAUCCAAUGGAGACCUGAGGCUGUGCCCCCACUGGAGGCCCCAGAGCCCGAAAAGUCCCAAAAGCCCCAAGGUGCUGCGCCUCAGUCCACAGGAAAGCAGUCUUUCGAUGAGAGCCAAGCUCCUGGGGUCAGACAGCAAUGAGAACGGAGAGACCAAGGAAGACUUUGAGGAGUACAGACCCUCCACCCCUCCCACUGCACAGAACGGCUCCUCAGUGAAGAACAGCCUGCGGCUUCCUCUACCUCAGGGAGACUCGGGCAGCGAGGAAGGUGGCUCCUCCCCAGCUGGCUCCCCCAGGCCUGAGAGGGGUUCCCACAGUGGCCUGAUUAAGGGCACGCACCAGGCCCUGCUCGGGGGUGCCUCCCUCCUGGCCUCAGUAGGAUUGGGUCGCUGCCUUGAUAUGCCACCAAGGGUGCCCCCUCGGACUAACCCCCCAUCCCUAGAUGAACGCACCACCUAUGAACUGGAGAUCUCCUCCCCUAAGCCCCUCAUUUCAGACCCCCCAGUAGUGGACGAUCUCAUCUCAUUGUCCACCUCUGAGCCGCUCCCCAGACCGCUCCUGGAUUUAGCGCUGCAGUACCAAGAACUCAAGCCCUUGCCCCUGACUCCACCACCGCCAAACCGGCGCGAGAGGAGUGGCCACCGGACGCCGCACAGUCCGCAGAGCCCCAGGACCCCCCUGCCGCACGACAAGAGCAGCCCAGCGGAAUGGACCCUGAGUUCCAAUUCUUCCAACGGGGAGACCAGCUGUGAGGCCUGGGAGCACAGAGCUGACAGGAGGAGGAGGUCCAGCCAAGGCCUGCACACCUCCCAGCUAGUUUUGGACCUGCCCUUCUGCCAAGACACACAGGACUCCGAGGAUAAACCUUCUGUGCCCUAUUCUCUCCACCCCAACCCUGCCCUCUGGAGCCCCAAAACCCGCCGCCUGGAGGUCAGCGUCAUCCCCCGGCCCCGCCCGUCACCCAUCCGGCCCCGCAUCGACCCCUGGAGCUUCAUCUCGACUGGCGGCGGGAACUCAACUGUGGGCCGCAGUCCUAUCCGCUCGGACAGCAACCCCCUGGGCUAUCAGCCUUCCCCUACAAACCCGUUCACCAACUGUGACCCGUUCCCAACACCGGACUGUGAUCCAUUUGCCCUCAAAGCUGACCCCUUGGGCGACUCGGACACAGCUUCAACAUUUGACCCCUUCUCAACUCCCUUUCACACAUCCCGCUCCGCCCCGUGCUCCACCAACUGCUCGCCCACGUUGCCCUCAUUCCGCAUAGUCCCCCUCAACCCGGCCGACUCGCCCCUGAUUGACCUGGGCUGGGCGGCCUGCAGCAAGCCCCUGGAUGGCACCAAAGAGAGGGCUCACCCCCGCCGGACAAUGGGGCUCAAGCCCUUCAAGUCCCCUACUCAGCUCAGAGAUGACCGGUUCUAAACAAGGCCUAGUCUGUUGGCUUUUGACCACGUCUCCCUUCUGAGUGUUAAAAAGUGCAGUUUUAUCACAGGAACACAGACCAGGACUGAUUCCACUACUUUGUCCUACAUCUUAAAGGAAAGGUAAACCAAUAGCUGGUGCCCAUUUCAUUCUCCCUCUCUAUCUCUGUUUCUCUAUCCCUUUGAAGGAGCAGACCACAGAUCACUAGUUCCAUCUUCCGAUCCUAUCAAGACUGCUCAUAUCACCUGCUUUCAUCACCCCCUACCUUUGAAGCAUUGUGACAAUGCAGAGGUGGAUAAGGCGACUUGCACGGCUUCAUCUGUCUCUACCUCUCUGCAGACUGAAAGCAUUCAGGACAAUGAAAAAUUGGAGUGCCUUAUUUCAUGAAGUGUUUUUAAUAUAUAUCUUUUCAAGGUUCCUUGAAUGGAUAAUCGGGUGCGUAGGGAAGAUGCUUUGAAUUUGGUUUAAAUUUGCAAAUCAGCUUAGCGUUGCUAUGGAAGAAAAUGCCGUCUCCAUGUGUGUGCGCAUGUAUGUCUAGACUCAUUGUUCAAGGAAAGCUUACUGUUGUUGUUUUUCUUUAAACAGUCUGCCCUGUUGCAUUAUGGGAGAAAGCAUGGGAGUGGAUAUUCUAGGCUGCUCAUGCAAUCCAAGACAAAACCAUGACUCAGGCAUUCCACUUGGAAGCAGAUAACAUUCCAGUCACAUUCCACGGGAAAUGCCAGGGAUUGGAUAGAUUCAUUGGGCUGGCAGGCGACAGAGCCCAGGAAACAAGACAGGGGAGCCCUCUGCGUUCCCUCCUUUUGCCAAAGAAUGCCACUGUGACAGUGUAAGAGCUGGGACAAAGAGUGUCUGCAAAUAAGUUGUUUCUGCCUCCGCAGAGUGCCAGACGGGUGGGUUCGCCACACUGGAUGAUACAGAGAGACAAUAGUAUUUAAACCUAACUUUGAUAUACUUUUCUGUGGUUGCUUGACUUGUAUGACACUAUCCUGACUGUCUUAUCACCACCCGCCUGAUGCUUUAGGAAGGUUCAAUCAAAAAUGACUAUUAGAAGAUACUACAGUACAUCAGUAUGAACGCUUCCUUCAGUCAUCUCCACAGUGGCCUCACAAAGCCAGCCCACAAUGUCACAGUGCACCACUAACUUGGUCGUCAUUGGUCCUUUCAUCCAGUUCUUGAAUUAGAAGAACUACAUCAUAAAUGUUACAUUUCUUUCUCGUGGAUCCAUCAAAAUUCGUAUUGAAGAAAGUAGGAGCUGGAAGAUUUGAAAUUCAUGUUUUUUUUUUUACCUCUGUAAAUUGGAUUUCAUUACAGUCACUGCAGCCAAGAAUAGAAAUAUAUACAGACCACGACAAAAACAAUAAAAAGAAAUAAAAAAUAUAGAUCAGAGAAUAAAAUGAAAGGUUUUAUAGGAGAGAUCUGAAACCUGAUUCCAAAAGAUUUGUUUGACAUUGCUGACACCAGUCUCUUAUCUGUCUAUUCAAUGUAUUCAACAUCAACUGCAACUUGCUACCCCUGGACAGAGCCAUGCUAGCUGCUUCCCCCUGUUUUUAGUCUUCAUGCUAAGCUACGCUAAGAUAAUCAUCUCCUGAUGUGAGCAACAUAUUCAGCUUACGCACAUGAGCGAGGUGUUAUUACCAUUUAACUCUGUGCAACAAAAAGAGAAAUUUCUGACAAUGUCGAACAAGUCCUUUGGUAACAUGCGUCAAACAUCAGAUGUUUUAGGAAUGUUGUGAGUUGUAGGCUGGCUUUGCACAACUUGAGCUUUGGCGUUACUGAACUCUACUCACAGUUCUAGGUUCAGAAAAGAAAUCUAUCCUCAACCAUUAUGGCAGUAAUGAAAACAUCUGGUAGGAACCUCUAGAUUACUGUGAUAUGUUCUCAGAACAGAUGCAGCAGAGACGUUUGAGCAUUUUAAUACAGGGAAGAAUUUGUAACAGAUAACAGAUACACUGACACAAUAUAUUUUUUUUUAGCAUCAGUAGCCUCAACAGAGGAGACUGCACCUGAGCAACCAGGGACAAACAGCCUCAUUCCACUCUUGGCUCACAAUCAUUACUGUCAGCGGUUGUUCUACACACCUAAUGUAACAUGUUCAGACAGUUUCCUCAAAAGGCAUCCUGGGAAAUGCAUGAGGUGUGGCAGGUCACAACAUCUCAGACUCGUGAUGCAUAACCGGAGUGAGCCGGGUUCCCAAGCGUCUAGUCCGUUAACCUAAUUGGCGUAGGUCAGGCAUGUGAGCAACUGGAAAGAGACCCACUUACAAAAGACCCAAACUCGUCAUGUAACCCAUGUUUUCACUGGAGUAUUACAGGGUAGAAAUACUGAUUGGGUUCAUCACUGACACCGUGUCAUGGGAAGACAAUAACCGCUUUGUUCCGAUGAAGAGCGAAAGACCUUGUCUCCGAAGGGGGGGAAGCUUUGAGAUUAGCCUAAUAAUCCUGCUGACGAAUGGAGGAGGUUGAUAGCGAUAAUUAGCCUCUUGAUAAGAGCAGGGAGAAUUAACAAUGCGUUCGGAUAUCUUCUUAAUUAAUUUCCCCCAACGUUACGUAAAUGCCACGCAUCCUCCUCACAAGGUAUUGUAGCCGCUUGCUGCAUCGGCUUCCAUCUCGGUGGAAGCCGCACACUUUUAAUGCAUAAAGUUUGUGCGAGUGUCUGUGGACGCUCACCUUUUCCUGUGCCCUUCCCCCUCAGGUGAUGUGGUAGAUAGCUGUGCUCCUUUUUUCAUUUUACUUCAUUUUACUUCCUUUCCUUUGCUUGCUUGCUCUCUGGGAGCUUUUUCUGGAGGGCAUACUGCAGAGAGUCCAUUUCCGUAACAGCCAGGUUUCUGUCCGUGGAAAAAAACCAGAAAGAAAUGGCACUCAUUCAAGGACAAUCCAUUUACUGGGGAGCGCUGGGAGGGAAUCAGAUUUGUUUUGGAUGGAAAGGGGGGCUUUAUUUUAUAUUUCUGUUGCAUAUUAACCUAUCUGUUCCAUCAACUACUGGACAUCCAAAGUAGUACUCAAUGGUAAGAGCAGGUAGAUUGUACAGUGAAGAGGCCAGCCACUUCCAAUGGUCAAAGUUCUGUAUGGCUCCACUCGAGGGGGUGAAAGGCCCGCUGUUGUUGAGAGGGGUGAGAUGUCAUUCAUUUGGGGAAAAAAAUGGAAAUAAUGGUGCACACUCUUCUUGAAAGCAUUUGUGGUGCUGUAAUUGGUUGUACUAAUUGAACACUGAUGGAAGGAGGAUAAAAGAAUCCAUUGGCAUUAAAAAUCCUUUUUAAUGUCAAGGGUUACACAGUUAGUUUGAGAGAGCUCAUACGCCGCCUACUUACCCACCUCCACACACACCUGGCACCUGCUCUGUAAAAUGGACUGGAGGUGUUGGAGUGUCUGUUUCGGAAAGACAAAAUAAUUGUAUAAAUUCUUCUUAUGACAUAGGAAAGGAUGUAAUUUGAAGCUAAGAGUAGAAUACAAAGUUUAUAGGUUAUUAAUGUUGAGAACGUGGAAGAGAUAGCAGCAGCUCCUCCAUCCUAGUUGCUUCUCCUGGACGGAUACAGCUGGUAGGAAUCACCCACAUCUCAUAUCGACCUCUGGUCCAGUCUCUCCUGCCAUCAACAGAACAUGAGCUGUGUGGAUCUUCUUCAAAGUCGGGCAAACGCUGAAGGUUUGAUUUAGCUGUUGUCUCCCUGAGCGCUUUUCCCUCCCUCAGCGCUUUUCCCUACCCGUCCUCUGCUCUCGUCCUCGCCGCCAUUUUAUAGUCGUGACAAGGGAUGAGUUAUUGACGCCUCUCUGUGUCAACACACAAAGUCACAAGAGCCAUGCUCUGAUAAUCAUUAGGGCUGUUAUUGUCAACAGAGCUGUGUGAGUAAAAAAAAAAAGGCUACACAAAGGAAAUUUGGGAUGAUUGAAAUGUCUGGCUGAUUAUUUCUGUCACAAAUACAGCGUGUGUGUCAAGUAUCCACUUCAAACCGCCCCUCAUGUCUGGUCUGGAUGUUGAAAAAGCGUUACCUGCCGUUUUCUAUCAAGGGCCCGCAGAUUGAGUCUGGCUACAUAAAAUAUUACUUGUAAUAACAGCAGUCACCAUGGAUUUCACAUUUAAGUUAUUGCCUGUAGUCAGAGUUGGGGAAAUUCUUUUAUUUCUGGAUAUCGUUUCUCGGAAGUGUUUGAUUUGAAGUGGUGAGAAACCUCACCUGCUGCCAAAUGACCUCUUCAUGCAAAUAUGGUGAAAUGCUUAAGAAUUUGAAAUGCUUUUGGUAGGACGUGACCGGGACACGUGCAUGACUGGAACGAGCAAUUCUUAGUUUUGGCUGUCAGAUUUAUGAGCAAUGACUGCCACCCAUCUGCCGCAGCUGACAACCAGCACUCCCAUAAGAAAGUCCUGAUGGGUUGUUUGCGACGCUCUGCUCUCGGAGGCGUUGCCCCAUCCGUCAUUGGAAAUCAGCGUCUCUACAACAAGCAGCCGGGGAGAAUGGAAGAGAAUUCUCUGCAGGGGGGAGCAAUAUCUGGCCACCAGCUCCACAGGGCGGCAGGGAGCAGACAUGAUUUGAUGAUCUUAAUUCAAAGCUCAGACCAUUGCCUCAAUCAGCGAAUGGCAAAUUGCCAAUACAUUGCAUGAAUAAAAGCUAAUGAGACGGCACAGUGGAGCAACCCAAGGCCGUGACCCUCAUCACGCCAAGAGGCACCAACUAGUGGCAGUUGUGUUUCGGAGCCAUUAUCAAGAAUGGGGGGGAAAAUCAUAUCGCAAGCCACUUAUUUUGUUGGCUUAGUAAAAGAGUUAGAGUGAAAAGUGUUGCCAAUUGUCAACAGCAGAUACGUUUACAUAGAUUCAACCAUAUACUUUAUGUUUAAUAGUAGCAGCAUCCAUUUGUAAAACCUGCUGUAUACUAUUUUUAGAUAAAAAUUCCAGUUAAAAAAAGAUUUGUUGACACCACAUUGAAGUGCUAAUCUAGUUCCUGCUGGAGCUAAUCACGUAAAGGUUUUACGCCCCGAAUAACUUUUUUGCCCAACACUAUUAUUUGUUGAUGUGUUCAGUAAUAUUUUGACUUGUCUGAUAACCUGUUACUGCACUUUGCCAGUUUUGGUGCUCCAUAGUCCUCCGUCUGUUUUUGGUAAAUCAGGACAUAUGGUCAAAAAACAUAGUUAUGGCUUUCGAUACUUUAACAUAUUCAACACAAUGCAGAUGCUGUGAUUUAAUUCUAGUUUAUAAAUGUAUCGGUAUGAACCAAUCAGUGCGUUUGUCACAGUGACAACCUGGUGUCGGGUGAUGCUGGCAGAAGUUAAUACUUUUCUCUGAUUACACUGAGCAGGGACAUGAGCUACUGCUGCUGUAUUGUUGCAGUUAACCGCCAACAGCAAAGCGAGCAUCACAGUGCGGUGUAAACCCAUCAGUUCUAACACGGAGAAGAUCUUGUACUGAGAAGGACUGAAUCUUGUUUCUGCACAGCCUUCUCUGUAAACAUGCCAAGCCCCGGGGUAGAUUUGUGAACCUUGAAAAAACGGAAUCUCACAGAAUCGUUUCCUUUCCUGCACUGAACCGUCACUGAACCAUUCUGAUUAUUGAAAGUAACAGAGCAUGACGUGCACGGAAACGUACCCGUUUUAGGUCUAGUUAAAGCAAUUGUUCUCCGUGGCUACUGAGAAAAAUUGUAGAACAACAAGAAGAUUGGGAAAACUCCACUGAAUACGCUCCACAUAUUAAUGAUUUUUUGUAUUGAUUAAGUCUCACCUUGUCGGCUCAGUGAAGAGUAAAUAGUGAAACGUCUAACUAGAUGCCCUGGCAUUUCACCGGCUCUCACCCGAUUGCACCUCCGCUUGCUAUUGUUCAAUUAAGUAGAUGUUACAAAUGUACCUGGUUAUCAGGCCCAUUUCAGCCGUCUCACAGGCAGCCGUCGGUGCCAGAGACUCAUUAUUGCUCUCUCUGGCUCGUAUGAAACUAAAGCACCUGUCCGGGCCUUUGUUUGGCAUUAACAGGCUGAGACCAAAUGAUCAAAUAUGACCUUUCUUUAGCUGUACAGGAAUUGCAUAUCCCAAUAGGGACGUGGACAAAAGCCAUGUCUGGAACAGGCCCCCGCAAAGUGCGAAAGCUAAUGCCCGGUCUUUCAAAGAGUGAAUAUUAUUUCUAAUUUGCUUCUGUCUGUGCAUCCAAGGUCACCAUCUGCUGUCCUCUUUUUCUGUAUCAACGAAAACUAAACGAAUCGGAGCCAUGAAAGGAUGACCAAUUUGUCUCCAAGACCACAGUGACAGGCUCUUGGCGCUCUGUUUAGAAAAUAAACAUGGAUUUUAGCUUUGAGAUUAAGUCCGAGGCCCACACACUCAACCCCCCUUCUCUCAACAGCACGCAGCAGCCCCAUGGUCGAGAUUAUUGUUCUGCGAAGCUACUGACACUCAAUUACUUCAUGAUCUUUCUGCAGAGAACCUGUUCACUCUCGAAAUGUCUGCUCCUAGUGCUGAAUGAGUGCGCUGAGUAAACAACCCUUGAGCAGACUGAUUUAUAUUUGCGUGUGCUUGACAUUGUUCACAGAUAAAAGCAAACGAUUAGUUACUACUUUUGCCUUUUAUCUUAAUCAUGUGGAAUCGUUCUACAAAUCAGGUGCAAAAGCUAGUUCUACAGCGCCUCUGGUUCAACACAACAGUAGGAACUAAAAUGUGCCCUUCAACCUUGGGUAUGUAAUUCGAAUUUAACAUAAAUUUAAAGCUAAGGUUGGUGAUAGUGGAAAAGCUAGAGCUGGGUACACUUUGAAAUAAUGCAAUGGAUACAUCUCCUCCCCUCCCAUCGACCCUCUCGCCAAAGCUAUGCCCCUGAAACACAUCCUGAAAAAUUGCUAGAAGCCGACUUGCCCAUGACUCCUUCGCCAGCAGGGUUCGUGCAGGCAGGCUGAUAUUUUGGUCGGAUGAAGUGAUGUCUAUCACAUUCCUGGGAGAGACACUGGCUUUUUUCAUUCUUUACAACACUGUCUGAGAAACAUUUUACAAAGACCUUACAUCUGUACAUCAGUAGGCUGCCUUUCACUCACCUCCAAUUAUUUUUCCCGCCUUAAAAUGCUAAGCAGUCAGCCCUCUUCAAUGUUGUCCCAUGAUGUGCUUUAUGAAUACUUGAUUAACUGGAAAUAUUUGUUUUCUGUUCUGAAAUGCUGGUGUGAUGAAACGUGGACAACUCUUAUUGUUAAGUUGUUGGGGAAAGAAUGCUGAACGUCCGAACUAAGCGGAAAAAUACGUCAUAGUUUGAGUAAAUCAACAAAAACAUCAGUAGUAACAAAUGUCCAAUGUCCACAUUGGGUUUUUAUGCCUUUGCCUAUUUACACUUAAUUCAAUGCCUACGAAAUGAAUUGACUUAAGUGUCCGCGCUGGGUCUAAUAAACACUCAGAGUCCUGAGAUUACAGCCGACACUUAACCCGAUUAAUGUCUUUUAAGGCACAGAUAUAAUUCAAGGUAAAGUAUUUGACAGCAGCUCGAGGGUUUUUAACAGUAGGUGGUCUCUUUCAGGUGCUCAUGCUGGGGCUUAACUAACUGAACUCUAAAUGAUCCAUAAUAGAAAUUUUAAAUGGUUUGGAUGGUACAAAUCCCCAUGACUCACCGGUCACAUCUCUUCCACUCACAGCAUCACAUUACUGUAAAAGGCUUUUCCUUCUGACAGCUUCCUACCAGCAAGCUGGGGGCAUAUACAAAAUUUAUAAAUGGGGGGGAAAGUGGAUAUUUAUAAAUGGCUAUCUUUUUACACACUGGAUUUAGAAAUAUUUUUCUGUAUAGAUGGCUAUGGACGCAGUCUACAUUAGGAUGAUGGAUGAUUGCUUCAUAUGAUCAAAAACAUUUUUAUAGGUUUUCACUGGAGUAUUUAAGUUGCGUGUAUGGGUGCUUCACAUGAGGCUGAUUAACUUUACAUUCCAGUUCUCUGAAUUCGACCAAAUCUGUAUCAAAAACGAUUCCUCUACAAGCCAGAGUAUUUUUGUGUAGCAGAAAAAUUCAAGAGAAUUGCCUGGUAGAGCUUGAAAUCUGUUUUAUUGUGUACAUAAUUGCAAAAUCCCAAACCUAAAUUAUGGUCAAAUGUCCCCUUGGGGCACCCAUACUGAAUUUUUAUGUGCAUAAAACUGCUUGAGGGAGAUGAGGAUUUUGUCACCACCUUCAAGUGGUGGACAAGGUCAACCUCUCCAUCUUUGUAUCUAUUUGCUUUUAAUUAUAAUUGUUCCAGAUUCAUUUCCAUGUCUUUUUUGUGUGUGUGUGUGUUUUAUUACAGCCUAGGCGAUGUGAUAACGCAAUUGUUGCAUUGCCCUGGCAGCCAUUUUUACAUCUCUCUCAGAACUGUCUCUGCUCUUUUUGAGUUGGAGUUUUGGUGGUCAUCAGGCUUUGAAAAAUUCGUUAUUGUUGCAUUUUUGUGAAAUCUCGCACUGGGCUGGGCCUAAUCAACUGUUUUUAUUGUUGUGUGUCAAGAGGAUUAUUUCUGUAUACAGUAUGUGAAAAUGUUUUUAUUUCUCUUGACUAUUAUAAUGGGUUUUAACCUGUGGAAAAAAAAAAAAACUAAGGAAAAAGCUCAAACAGAGAUGAGACCAAAUAAAAUGUAACACUCCA
Molecule: messenger RNA, 12830 nt
Organism: Pleuronectes platessa (European plaice)
Lineage: Eukaryota; Metazoa; Chordata; Actinopteri; Pleuronectiformes; Pleuronectidae
Product: mitogen-activated protein kinase kinase kinase 11
Exons: 10
Coding region: 1173-4292 (1039 amino acids)
Biological process (GO): positive regulation of apoptotic process; microtubule-based process; protein phosphorylation
Cellular component (GO): centrosome
Molecular function (GO): ATP binding; JUN kinase kinase kinase activity; protein binding
Source: RefSeq, a predicted model, not a curated record